Molecule: messenger RNA, 4535 nt
Organism: Anopheles coustani
Lineage: Eukaryota; Metazoa; Arthropoda; Insecta; Diptera; Culicidae
Product: E3 ubiquitin-protein ligase AMFR-like
Exons: 11
Coding region: 771-3323 (850 amino acids)
Biological process (GO): ubiquitin-dependent protein catabolic process; protein K48-linked ubiquitination; endoplasmic reticulum unfolded protein response
Cellular component (GO): cytosol; endoplasmic reticulum; ubiquitin ligase complex
Molecular function (GO): ubiquitin binding; ubiquitin protein ligase activity
Source: RefSeq, a predicted model, not a curated record
CUCGUGACGGUCGGACGUAUUAUUAAAUCGUAGCACUGUGAAAUCGUGUUAAAAGUACAAGCUACGCUAUGGGGUGGCGAUAAGAAAUUUUUUGGUGCAUGCUGUUCGUCCGGUUGAGAUGGAUGCAUUUUUAUCGUCGGCAUUUUCGGCCCACGGAAUACUGCAGUGAAAGUUUGAAGUAAGUCCGGAAUAUCACCGGAAAGAAAAAAAAAGUCCCCAACUAAAAGAAACAAGAUAUUAGUGAAAGCCAACCAAGGCGAAGAGCAAAAAUACACAUAUAUUUUAAUGGCAUGUUGCCAAAAACACGGAAGUGAAAAGUGUAGGCCUGUGUGUGAGCGAAUGCAGGAAGAUACGGUGAACGAGUGAGCGAGCAAAAACAGGUUUCACGGAGAAGAUUAAAAAGAUCAAACUGUCAAACGUGCAAACGGAUCGAAGGAAAGGAUCGGUGAAUCAGUCUUGAAGAGUUGCAUUAAUGCAGUUUUGUGGAACCUGCUAGGUUACAUUUGUCGGAAAUUGCAGUAGAAAACAUCUCUCCAAUAUACCGCUGUGUUAUUCAUCUGUAUUGGAGGAGGACUUACGAAGGAAGGGAAGUUGUCUGGAAUGGGCUGUGACUGUAGGUGUGAACAGUAUGAGUGUUGGCGAGUCGAGGAAUCACUAACCGCCGCAUGCUAGAACAGUUGUCCGAACCCGAAUUGUCAAAGAAAACUCAUACAAAAACUGAUUCCAAAUCGUGGAUUGAAAAGGAAAGGAACCUCCACUAACGCUCAAAAAUGCCGGUCGCACUGAACGGUUCCAUCCCGCUUCCGUCGGUGCGUGUGUACACCUCCGUGACGGUGGCGAUGAUGUCCGUCUGCCUGUACUACGCCCUCAUCAUGACGAGUGACCCCAACUGGCGGCAGCACACGAACGUAACGUCGGUCGGGACGACGAUUGCCACCGCCGCCGUUGCGUCGGUCUCCGGUUCCGGGGGCUCGGCGGGUUCGGUUUCCUCCAGCAGUUCGGCGGCCCCUCUGGAAGGGGCUGCGGGUGGACACGCCAUCGUGGAUAGUGGUGGCAAGUUGGACGUUUCGCCCGGUGCCGGACCAUCGCUGCUGACGGUAAAGGAGAUGGACACAUUGGAGGAGAAAAUUCUGGCCGCCGCUGACCUGCCCGAUCUGCGGCAAAUGCUUCGCGGCGGUACAGACGGGGAGGCUGGAGACGAGGACGAGCUGUCGGAACAGGACCAUGAGCAGUGGGUUGGCAACGACACGAGGACGAUCGGAGGGUAUCUGAAGGAUACAGCCUCUUUCAUGGCGACAGAACCGUUUUGCAUUUGGACCCUUAUCAACACAGCGUACUGCUGCCUGAUUCUGCUCGGCAAGUCGAUACAGAAGUUCGUCUUCGGUGAGCUGCGAAUAUCCGAACAGCAGCAUAUGAAGGACAAGUUCUGGAACUUUAUCUUCUACAAAUUUAUCUUCGUCUUUGGUGUCGUGAACGUGCAGUACCUGUACGAGGUCAUACUAUGGGUGUCAUGGUUUUCAGCCCUUGGAUUUUUGCACCUUCUGUCGCAGCUCAGCAAAGAUCGGUUCGAGUAUCUAUCCUUCUCGCCCACGACCCCCGGAUGGUCACACUUCCGUCUGAUCUCGCUGCUGGUCGCCAUCCUCACGCUCUCCGGCUUCAUGGUGAUGAUCUCGAUCGGAGUCGGCGUCUUCGUUGGGGGCUUCAACACGUUCGCCUUCAUGGCGGCCGAGUGUAUUCUUCUCGGAAUCAGGACACUGCACGUGUUGAUACGAUACGGGAUGUUCCUGCACGAUAUGCGCCAGGGCGGAAUCGCCAACGAAUCCAUUUCGUGGGAUAAACGCGGUCCGGUGGCGUACUACAUCGAGCAAACGUUCGAAGUGGCCGCACUGGUGGUGGACUUUGUGCAUCACGUGCACAUGCUGCUGUGGAGCAACAUCUUCCUCUCGAUGGCGAGCCUGGUGAUCAUCAUGCAGCUGCGCUACCUGUUCAACGAGAUCCAGCGCAAGAUCAAGAAGCACCGAAACUACCUGUGGGUGCUGAAUCACAUGGAGAAGAGCUACCCGCUGGCGACGAGCGAGGACUUGAAGCAGAACUCCGAUAAUUGUGCCAUUUGCUGGGAGAAGAUGGAAACCGCCCGGAAGCUGCCGUGUGCACAUCUCUUCCAUAAUUCCUGUUUGCAAUCGUGGCUAGAGCAGGACACGUCCUGUCCGACCUGCCGACUGGGGUUGAGUGUCCACCAGCAUGGAGGGCCACGGGGUAAUCCAUUGCUGCCCAAUGACAUCCGUAUCGACGAUCAGGAGGUGACCGUCGGCGGUGGCCGUGCGGCAAACAACCAUUUCUUCCACUUCAACGGCUCGCGGUACGUGUCCUGGCUCCCGAACUUCUCCGUCGAGGUGACGCACAUCAAUAAUAUGCUCCGGCCGGUCGACACGAUCCCGUUGACGGCGGCCGCGGUAGUGAAUCACACCUCGCAGGUGCGCAAUAUGGCUCGCCACGUGCAAGAAAUGUUCCCUCGCUAUCCACUGUCGGUGCUUAUUGCCGACCUGCAGGUGUCGCACUCGAUCGAGGUAACGAUCGACAACAUUCUCGAGGGCCGGCUUCAGGUACCGAGUCGGUUCGAGACCGAAGCAGCGGCUGGCAGUGCGCAUUCAUUCGAUGACGAAGAGGACGUACCGCCGUCGCAACGAGCGGGCACUUCUUCGACGCCGGUGGCAAAUGUGGAUCUGCUCCCCAACCAACCGACGGUGGAUGAAGAGGACAACGACGACGAGUAUUAUCCCGCUACGGUCACGGAUGAGCUAUCGUUGUCGACGACGCACACGCCAACACGAACACCUACCAAUUCGUCGUCCGGCUCAUCGCUCUCGUCGAUGUCCGCUCCGGCCGGUUACGAGGUGGAACGUGGGACGAAGAUAUUCGGCAGCUACGACACGCUGCUACGAGACGAAAGUGCGGAGGAAACGACAAUCCCGCUCGGUGAUCGAUUUUCCAAGAGUCCGGAAGAGCGGGAGAAAAUAUUGCAACGCCGCAAGGAACAGCUGCUUGCAAUGGCGCGAAGAAGAUAUCUGGAAAAAAAUAAAUCAGACCUAAAUCAGUCAUCCGGUUGUCCAUCCACGUCUUCCACCGUUAGGCAUCGAAACAAGAGUUGUAUGGAAACGUCAACGUCGACGACCGCCACGAAUGCCACGGUGGACGUCGACCCCGGUACCAUUGAGCCGUCGAAAUUGAACCCUUCGUUAUCACCAGUUCAUCAGCAUUCGCUAGAAAUGCAAAUGCAAACACACGAGGAGCAGCUACAGGAGCAUUCAGAUAGCAGUUUUUAAAAAAUGUGCGAAAAUUGUCAGCAAAUGCUGUUGCGAGAUCCCUUCGUACUUUUAUUGGCCCAAUAUCUUUCAUAUCAUUUCAAAUUUCGAAAGAUCGUUCUCUAGCUGUGGCACUGCAGCAACUAAUAGCCUUUCAAGGGGGGGAAAGUCGCUGCUGCCCCAAGCUGGUGAACGAAAAAGAGUUUAUGAAUCGUGAUCACAAAAGUAUCUCCUGAUGGGUCGGUUUGCGUGGGUUUGUUGGGAUAUCGAUACCACCCUUGCCAGAGAUGGCUUUUCGUGUCCGUGAUCCAACGAACCUUCGCAAUCUGCCGCAACCACCCCAAACUAAACCUGUUCCUUGAGGCGGCGGUGCUGUGACGUUUUUAAUGUUUAUUUUAACAUUUUUUUUUAUUUUUUGCUUAGCUGAUUUAACCGCAUACCCCUAUGUUUAGUUAAAAUCAUUACUAGUGAGUAUCGUGAAUCCGUGGGCCCUCCAUAUAGAAUCCAGCCAAACAGACACAUUGAAAUAUUGCAAACCCUAGAGUAUGGCUGCUUAGAAAGGCCAACAAGUCAGAUUUUAGUUUCCCUUUUACUUGAUUUGGAGUUGAGUAAGAUUUUGGCAUAGCGUGAGAGAAUGUUUCAAUAAACGAGUGCAUGGAUACAACUGUACGUGCGAGUGAAACUGGUGUGUUUGUGAAUGAAUGUAUGUGCUAGGGAAAUCGUAUACUAAGGGAAAACUUAGAUAACUAGCCAAAUGAAGAACUAACUUGCAAAAGUUCGAACGCAUCGUAGAGAAGAGAUGGUCCUGAAAAGAUCAGGAGAAUGGUUGUACCACAACCAGCCCCGCGGGGAAGGCAACAGAGUAUGCAAACUUUUUGCUUUUGAAGAUAAAAGAAUCAAUUUGAUGGCAGUUGAGCGAAGAAAGCAGUUCGAUGCGAAGGAAACAUACACCCUUGUGAUGCUAUUUAUUUUCUAGGAUGAAACAAAUCGAUCGAUAAUGGAAAGCAGAAACUAACUCCGGUGGGAGGAUAUUCGUGGACAUAGAAUGGGGUAUACCGUUUGGAAAUUAAUCCCCAGAGCAAAGGAAGAAACGCUUUGAACAAAAUCUGAUCGAAAGUCGAUGUCGAAGGAAACGCGAGUGGAGGAAGUAAUACAAAGGAAAGCAAAAUCAAUUUCUAGUGAAAACUAAGUAAGAAAACAAUAAAGUAAAGUUCGUUGUUAUUUCGUUUUACA